This is a messenger RNA of Solenopsis invicta (red fire ant), 3388 nucleotides long. It is a transcript of the gene Sans, whose product is annotated as Usher syndrome type-1G protein homolog. Bases 362 to 1816 code for a protein of 484 amino acids. The record is from RefSeq and is a predicted model, not a curated record. Gene Ontology annotation, molecular function: protein binding. The transcript has 8 exons. NCBI's taxonomy places the organism in Eukaryota, Metazoa, Arthropoda, Insecta, Hymenoptera, Formicidae.
GCCAGGUGGACGGGGUACGUGCGGCGGGAGACCGCGCGCCGCGCGGGGGCCCCCAGGUGUAAGCCGUGUAAGUCGCCGCUCGCUCGAGCAGUGCACCGCCGGACGUACUCUCGACACGGGCGUUCCGCCUCGGCGCCGCAUCAUACUGUCACUGUUGUAUCCUCGCGCGCGUUUCGCGUCCUCUUCCUUGCCGAAUUUUCAAACAAGACGUCCCGGGCGUUACCUGGAAUUGCGAACAAUGCUGUCGUUAGGAUAGCCGGACUCGCGGAGCGACGAACGACGCGCGCGAGAUGUCGUCCGAGCGAUUUCAUAAGCUGUUUCAUGUGCUAUCACAUACAUCAGCGGUGCGCGUGCGGAAUUCAUGCAUGAGGAGAGGGCCGCGCAAGAAGGCACGUUGGAUGUUCUGAAGGAAGCCACGAGAAAGGAUUGUAACGCGCGAGAUGAAGGAGGAAUGACCCCGACAUUAUGGGCAGCCUUCGAAGGCCACGUAGAUGCUCUGAGACUGCUGGUCGCCAAAGGAGGCGAUCCGGACAAGACCGAUUAUUUCGGUAAUACAUGCUUGCACCUGGCAGCGGCGAGGGGCCACGAAUUCUGUGUUAAAUUCUUGGUGAAGUUCGGCUGCAAUAUCUGGUCGCUGGACAUCGACCGGCACUCCGCCCGUGAACUUGCGGCGAUAAACGGCUGCGAGAAGAUCUUACAGUUCCUAGACAUCGCUCAGGCUGAUCAGGAAUUGAAUAAUCGCAAGAAAAGCCGGUUACUUCGGGAAAAGGCGGAGAGAGAUGCGGAGAAGAGGCUGAAAGAAUACAUGAAGAAACAAAAAUUGGCCGAGAUUAGGGCGGAAAAAGAACAGAAGAAACUGAUAAAGGAUCGUGCUAAAUCAGACUUCGACGCAAUAAAUGAGCUGAACUCCCAACGGCCCGGGGUACUGACCUUUAGAGGCCGAAUGAAACCUUCGCCGACAUUCAGCGACAUCGUUGGUACCACCACGAAAAGACACGGCAGCACAGUUUGUCGGAAGGCUUUAGCUAAGAAAGCCAUCAACGACUUUAAAGUCGUGGAGGUCGAAGUGAAUGGGAAGAAGUCGGUUCGAAGUCUCACUGGUGUUCGACGGGAUUCUGAAGUUAUGUACGUAGGCACGUACGACACUCAGCCGCAGCACAUAGGCAUCAGAAGAGGAAAGAUCUCUGAUGUAUGGGGUACUCUCAGUAAAUCGCAGAGCACGCCCGAUCUCUUAGGUGAAAGGAUAUACGACGAGGAGGAGGAGGAUCGAGAAGAAGAAAACUUGAAUGUUGCGAAGGACACCACUUUUCUGCAGGAACCAGCCAGCAUUUUCAACCGACCUGGUUUCGGUUCGGUGGCUUUUAGAAGGGCGAUAACAUCUACGCUGGAUAAUCUGCCAGUCACGCAAACGGAUGUUCCAAAUAGCAAUCAUUCCGCAAAUGGCUCAACAAAUGGAUCUAUAAACAGUAAUAAGUUCAGCCCAAAUGGACACAAUGAGGAGAUCAGUAUAGGAAGUGCCGGUAGUUUAGCACGCCGGCAAAGCUUGUGGGAUGAGGAUCUUCUUUCAGAAGGUGAAGAAACGGACGAGGAAUGGACACCUUUGCAGAGAUUUUUAGUUGCCAAUAAUCUCACAUCCAUACAUCCCAUUUUGGAAUCGGAGCAAAUUGAUCUGGAAGCUCUGAUGCUGCUCACUGAAACCGACAUAGCAGCCCUCAAACUUCCACUUGGUCCCAGACGAAAACUCACUAACGCAAUUGCAAACCGGAAAAAAGCGCUGAACACGCCGGAAAGUAUUAUCAAAGAUAGUAGAUUGUGAAAAUAGUAUAUUGCAUAAGAGAAUGUAAUGCUAUUAACGAAAUUAUCUGUCCGUCCACAAAUGAAGUAUUAAGGUUUCGAAGUAGGUUUGAAUGCAAGAGAUAAAAGUAGGAAAUAGUUAUUUUAAUCUUAUUUUACGUUUUAAACGUAAAAUAAAAAAUCGAUACUUUUAUGAAAAUCGCGCAAAGUAAUCUCAUUAGACAUAAAAAAAUUAUUGAAAAAUUAUUCUAUCAGAAGGCUCUUAAGAUCGAACUUCUUUGUGCCUUGUAGUUUUAUCUAUUGUAGUCUAUCCAUUGUCAACAUAUUUUCCUAUUAUUACGGAUAUAAUUUUCCUAUUAUACUUAAUUGAUCUCAUUGGCUAAAUUACGUAAUCGUAAUUAUAUAAAUAAUCAGAAAUUUUUAUAUUAAAAAUAAGAAAAAAUAUAGAAAAAGGAGAAUGAAGUAUCGAUGGCACUAAAUAAUAGAUAAGUAAGAUAGAACAAUACAUGCCAUAAUUAAAAAAACAAAUUCAAUACACCAUAUACACUGCCAUAAAAUGUACCGUCGUUGAUGUUUUACUCAACAUCAGCCUGACUUGUUAUUCUAAUUAGAUAUAUGUAUCAUGUACUAUGCACGAAAUUUUUUAAUUUUCACACAGGUAAUGAAAUAUAUAUUUUUACUAUAACUUUUUUAAAUAUUUAACAGUAUUAAUUAUAUUAAUUACUACAAAAGAUAAUAUGAAAAAAAAUUAACUGUUUACGAAAGACAUUGAACAUCAGAACUUAUUUUAAUUUCAUUUUUUUACUGUUAAACUAUUUGGCACAGUAAUCAGAAUUUACUCUUUUCAUCAUUUAUGUCCGAAACACAAUUACUAAAUUUAGCUUUAUAUUAAUAAUGAUAAAAAAAGAUUGUCAUUGUUUAUCUUUUAAAACCUAAUGCAAUUUUAAUGUGAGUGACCAUUUAAUUACGUGCGCAAUUAGAUUUUUAUCUAUGUUUAAAAUAUAACUGAGCCCUAGUAAUAAUUAUGAAUCACAUGUUAUAGAUUACGUUUCAUGCAUUAAUUUUAACAUCGUGUAUGGUACAUAUUAUAUCCACAAUAUUGUAGCGCAAAAAAUGUACAAAAUAAUUAUGUGACAAUAAAGUAUGUAUAUAUACACAAUGGUUCGUAUAGGAUCGUAGGAGAGAAAGUGUGAGCGUGAUGGGCAGGAGAAUGCCACGGCACAGACUUUUUCUCGUGAUUUAUUUGUAAAUGAUUAUCUUACAAACAAGAGGCGCAAAAAUAUACAAGCUUCUUAUGUUCGCAAGAAAGUAACAGCACCAUUUCACGCCUUGCCAUGAACGCGUCGUGCCCCGACCAAGGCGUCAUGUUCGUGCAAGUCUCAUGUCACGGUACACUCGUUCUCGCGAAAGUGCACCAAUGCAACUUGCAGCAAUGUGCAUCGGAAUAACGAGAAACGGAAAGAUACGCUCAUAAAAAAUUUUUUGGUGCCUCGCGUCUGUUAGACGCGCUUAUAUACGUUCCUGCGUAUCUAUGAACGUACCAAUUACAAUAUAACUGUGAACGAUAUAAUAUACAAGUGAUCCCUCCUGACUC